AUGGUUUGGAUGAGUAAAGUUGAGGGUAAUAGAGGGGCCGUUUGUAUGAUUUUCAAAAGGGGAAAUCCAAGAAAACCUUCUAGCAUUUAUCAGGAAAACCUUCUAGCAUUCUUCCCUGUUCAGACAGUGAAUUGUUUCGCCUCAAGAAGACCUUAUGCUGAGCUGCUCUCCUGCAAAGGGGAAAAAUGUGAUUUGUGGACUUCUUUGAUUGACACACCAAGAUUAUACUUCUUCCUGCUGCUCAGAAACUUUGCAGAGAUGAAGAAAGAAAGCAGUGUUACACUGAAAACUGGGGAGCUACCUGGUCGAUUGACUCGGGCUCGAGCUGCUGCUCUCUGCGCAUCAGGACAGCUACCCCCUUUGAAAGAAAGAGCACAGCAAAAUCAGAUGCAGUUAUCCAGAGUCACUUCAAAAAGAGCAGCUUCUGAUAAUACAUGUGUUCAGCGUAAAAAGAGGGCUGUUCUUCAGGAUGUUACUAAUGUUUGCUGUGAAAAUGCGUACAAAAGUUGUUUCAACUCAAAUAAAAUUCAGGCUAAGAAAUGCAAGCUGUCCAAGGCUGGUCAAAUUAGUGCAUCCAUAGCUCCUUCUGUUGCUGUGGAGUCACUGCAAUUAGAAGUUGACUCCAAAGCAAAGAGUUUACAGGAAACAGCAUUGAAGUCAGAAGAUACUAUGUGCUCAAAUAAUUUGGAAAACAAAGAGCUUCUACGGCCAAGUUCCAAUGAGUGUAACAUGGAUGUUAGACUGCCUGAAAGUCAGAUGUCUGGAAUAUCUGCUCAUCCUUUGAUGUCUCAGAAGAAAGACAAGAAAGAUAACCUUUCGAAACUUUUGACUGCAUUGAAGGAUCCAGACGUCAUUAGCAUAGACGAUGAUCUUGGAGAUCCUCAAUUGUGCAGCCUCUAUGCCGCUGAUAUCUAUGACACCAUGCGUGUUGCUGAGCUUGCAAGAAGACCUUAUCCUAAUUUUAUGGAGAUGGUGCAGCGAGAUAUCACUCAAACCAUGCGUGGAAUACUGGUUGAUUGGCUUGUAGAGGUUUCGGAGGAAUACAAAUUGGUUACAGAUACUCUUUACCUCACUGUGUAUCUCAUAGAUUGGUUCCUCUCCAAAAAUUACAUUGAAAGACAACGACUUCAGCUACUUGGCAUCACCUGCAUGCUAAUUGCCUCGAAGUACGAAGAAAUUAACGCCCCGCGUAUUGAAGAUUUCUGCUUCAUCACAGACAAUACAUACACCAAAGCUGAGGUACUGAAAAUGGAGUGUCAAGUGUUGAAGUCGUCUGAAUAUCAGCUGUUUGCUCCUACUAUUAAAACAUUUCUCAGGAGGUUUCUUCGGGCAGCACAAGCUUCAUACAAGGACCCCAGCCUUGAAUUGGAGUACCUGGCCAAUUACCUAGCUGAACUAACACUGAUGGACUACGGUUUGUUGAAUUUCCUUCCCUCUAUCAUUGCUGCAUCAGCUGUAUUUCUUGCCAGGUGGACACUGGAUCAAUCAAACCACCCCUGGAAUCCAACACUUCAGCACUAUGCAAGUUACAAAGCAUCAGAUUUGAAAACCACAGUUCUUGCAUUGCAGGACCUACAGCUGAAUACUGAUGGCUGCUCUCUAACUGCCAUCCGCACAAAAUAUGGACAAGACAAGUUUAAAUGUGUAGCCGCUCUGUCUUCACCAAAACUGCUUGAAACUUUGUUCUGA
Messenger RNA from Sphenostylis stenocarpa, 1689 nucleotides. The record is from the annotation of a GenBank genome assembly. NCBI's taxonomy places the organism in Eukaryota, Viridiplantae, Streptophyta, Magnoliopsida, Fabales, Fabaceae.